Molecule: messenger RNA, 8625 nt
Organism: Closterium sp. Naga37s-1
Lineage: Eukaryota; Viridiplantae; Streptophyta; Zygnematophyceae; Desmidiales; Closteriaceae
Source: the annotation of a GenBank genome assembly
AUGUUGUUGGCUCUUGGCGCUUGUCUGCUGUACAGAGCAGAGCAGACAAUCCAUGUUGUUGGCUCUGGCGCUUGUCUGCUGCACAGAGCAGAGCAGGCAAUCCAUGUUGUUGGCUCUGGCGCUUGUCUGCUGCACAGAGCAGAGCAGACAAUCCAUGUUGUUGGCUCUGGCGCUUGUCUGCUGCACAGAGCAGAGCAGACAAUCCAUGUUGUUGGCUCUGGCGCUUGUCUGCUAUACAGAGCAGAGCAGACAAUCCAUGUUGUUGGCUCUGGCGCUUGUCUGCUGUACAGAGCAGAGCAGACAAUCCAUGUUGUUGGCUCUGGCGCUUGUCUGCUGUACAGAGCAGAGCAGACAAUCCAUGUUGUUGGCUCUGGCGCUUGUCUGCUGCACAGAGCAGAGCAGACAAUCCAUUUUGUUGGCUCUGGCGCUUGUCUGCUGCAAAGAGCAGAGCAGACAAUCCAUGUUGUUGGCUCUGGCGCUUGUCUGCUGCACAGAGCAGAGCAGACAAUCCAUGUUGUUGGCUCUGGCGCUUGUCUGCUGUACAGAGCAGAGCAGACAAUCCAUGUUGUUGGCUCUGGCGCUUGUCUGCUGUAUAGAGCAGAGCAGACAAUCCAUGUUGUUGGCUCUGGCGCUUGUCUGAUGUACAGAGCAGAGCAGACAAUCCAUGUUGUUGGCUCUGGCGCUUGUCUGCUGCACAGAGCAGAGCAGACAAUCCAUGCUGUUGGCUCUGGCGCUUGUCAGCUGUACAGAGCAGAGCAGACAAUCCAUGUCGUUGGCUCUGGCGCUUGUCAGCUGCAAAGAGCAGAGCAGACAAUCCAUGUCGUUGGCUCUGGCGCUUGUCUGCUGCACAGAGCAGAGCAGACAAUCCAUGUUGUUGGCUCUGGCGCUUGUCUGCUGCACAGAGCAGAGCAGACAAUCCAUGUUGUUGGCUCUGGCGCUUGUCUGCUGCAAAGAGCAGAGCACACAAUCCAUGUUGUUGGCUCUGGCGCUUGUCUGCUGCACAGAGCAGAGCACACAAUCCAUGUUGUUGGCUCUGGCGCUUGUCUGCUGCACAGAGCAGAGCAGACAAUCCAUGUUGUUGGCUCUGGCGCUUGUCUGCUGCACAGAGCAGAGCAGACAAUCCAUGUUGUUGGCUCUGGCGCUUGUCAGCUGCACAGAGCAGAGCAGACAAUCCAUGUUGUUGGCUCUGGCGCUUGUCUGCUGUACAGAGCAGAGCAGACAAUCCAUGUUGUUGGCUCUGGCGCUUGUCUGCUGCACAGAGCAGAGCAGACAAUCCAUGUUGUUGGCUCUGGCGCUUGUCUGCUGCACAGAGCAGAGCAGACAAUCCAUGUUGUUGGCUCUGGCGCUUGUCAGCUGCACAGAGCAGAGCAGACACUCCAUGUUGUUGGCUCUGACGCUUGUCAGCUGUACAGAGCAGAGCAGAUAAUCCAUGUUGUUGGCUCUUGCGCUUCUCUGCUGCACAGAGCAGAGCAGACAAUCCAUGUUGUUGGCUCUGGCGCUUGUCUGCUGUACAGAGCAGAGCAGACAAUCCAUGUUGUUGGCUCUGGCGCUUGUCUGCUGCACAGAGCAGAGCAGACAAUCCAUGUUGUUGGCUCUGGCGCUUGUCUGCUGCACAGAGCAGAGCAGACAAUCCAUGUUGUUGGCUCUGGCGCUUGUCUGCUGCAUAGAGCAGAGCAGACAAUCCAUGUUGUUGGCUCUGGCGCUUGUCUGCUGCACAGAGCAGAGCAGACAAUCCAUGUUGUUGGCUCUGGCGCUUGUCUGCUGCACAGAGCAGAGCAGACAAUCCAUGUUGUUGGCUCUGGCGCUUGUCUGCUGCACAGAGCAGAGCAGACAAUCCAUGUUGUUGGCUCUGGCGCUUGUCUGCUGCACAGAGCAGAGCAGACAAUCCAUGUUGUUGGCUCUGGCGCUUGUCUGCUGCACAGAGCAGAGCAGACAAUCCAUGUUGUUGGCUCUGGCGCUUGUCUGCUGCACAGAGCAGAGCAGACAAUCCAUGUUGUUGGCUCUGGCGCUUGUCUGCUGCACAGAGCAGAGCAGACAAUCCAUGUUGUUGGCUCUGGCGCUUGUCUGCUGCACAGAGCAGAGCAGACAAUCCAUGUUGUUGGCUCUGGCGCUUGUCAGCUGUACAGAGCAGAGCAGACAAUCCAUGUUGUUGGCUCUGGCGCUUGUCUGCUGCACAGAGCAGAGCAGACAAUCCAUGUUGUUGGCUCUGGCGCUUGUCUGCUGUACAGAGCAGAGCAGACAAUCCAUGUUGUUGGCUCUGGCGCUUGUCUGCUGCACAGAGCAGAGCAGACAAUCCAUGUUGUUGGCUCUGGCGCUUGUCUGCUGCACAGAGCAGAGCAGACACUCCAUGUUGUUGGCUCUGGCGCUUGUCAGCUGUACAGAGCAGAGCAGAUAAUCCAUGUUGUUGGCUCUGGCGCUUGUCUGCUGCACAGAGCAGAGCAGACAAUCCAUGUUGUUGGCUUUGGCGCUUGUCUGCUGUACAGAGCAGAGCAGACAAUCCAUGUUGUUGGCUCUGGCGCUUGUCUGCUGCACAGAGCAGAGCAGGCAAUCCAUGUUGUUGGCUCUGGCGCUUGUCUGCUGCACAGAGCAGAGCAGACAAUCCAUGUUGUUGGCUCUGGCGCUUGUCUGCUGCACAGAGCAGAGCAGACAAUCCAUGUUGUUGGCUCUGGCGCUUGUCUGCUAUACAGAGCAGAGCAGACAAUCCAUGUUGUUGGCUCUGGCGCUUGUCUGCUGUACAGAGCAGAGCAGACAAUCCAUGUUGCUGGCUCUGGCGCUUGUCUGCUGUACAGAGCAGAGCAGACAAUCCAUGUUGUUGGCUCUGGCGCUUGUCUGCUGCACAGAGCAGAGCAGGCAGUCCAUUUUGUUGGCUCUGGCGCUUGUCUGCUGCAAAGAGCAGAGCAGACAAUCCAUGUUGUUGGCUCUGGCGCUUGUCUGCUGCACAGAGCAGAGCAGACAAUCCAUGUUGUUGGCUCUGGCGCUUGUCUGCUGCACAGAGCAGAGCAGACAAUCCAUGUUGUUGCUCUGGCGCUUUCUGCUGCACAGAGCAGAGCAGACAAUCCAUGUUGUUGGCUCUGGCGCUUGUCUGCUGUACAGAGCAGAGCAGACAAUCCAUGUUGUUGGCUCUGGCGCUUGUCUGCUGUACAGAGCAGAGCAGACAAUCCAUGUUGUUGGCUCUGGCGCUUGUCUGCUGUACAGAGCAGAGCAGACAAUCCAUGUUGUUGGCUCUGGCGCUUAGCAGAGCAGACAAUCCAUGUUGUUGGCUCUGGCGCUUGUCUGCUGUACAGAGCAGAGCAGACAAUCCAUGUUGUUGGCUCUGGCGCUUCUCUGCUGCACAGAGCAGAGCAGACAAUCCAUGUUGUUGGCUCUGGCGCUUGUCUGCUGUACAGAGCAGAGCAGACAAUCCAUGUUGUUGGCUCUGGCGCUUGUCUGCUGCACAGAGCAGAGCAGACAAUCCAUGUUGUUGGCUCUGGCGCUUGUCUGCUGCACAGAGCAGAGCAGACAAUCCAUGUUGUUGGCUCUGGCGCUUGUCUGCUGCACAGAGCAGAGCAGACAAUCCAUGUUGUUGGCUCUGGCGCUUGUCUGCUGCACAGAGCAGAGCAGACAAUCCAUGUUGUUGGCUCUGGCGCUUGUCUGCUGCACAGAGCAGAGCAGACAAUCCAUGUUGUUGGCUCUGGCGCUUGUCUGCUGCACAGAGCAGAGCAGACAAUCCAUGUCGUUGGCUCUGGCGCUUGUCUGCUGCACAGAGCAGAGCAGACAAUCCAUGUUGUUGGCUCUGGCGCUUGUCUGCUGCACAGAGUAGAGCAGACAAUCCAUGUUGUUGGCUCUGGCGCUUGUCUGCUGCACAGAGCAGAGCAGACAAUCCAUGUUGUUGGCUCUGGCGCUUGUCAGCUGCACAGAGCAGAGCAGACACUCCAUGUUGUUGGCUCUGGCGCUUGUCAGCUGUACAGAGCAGAGCAGAUAAUCCAUGUUGUUGGCUCUGGCGCUUGUCUGCUGCACAGAGCAGAGCAGACAAUCCAUGUUGUUGGCUCUGGCGCUUGUCUGCUGUACAGAGCAGAGCAGACAAUCCAUGUUGUUGGCUCUGGCGCUUGUCUGCUGCACAGAGCAGAGCAGGCAAUCCAUGUUGUUGGCUCUGGCGCUUGUCUGCUGCACAGAGCAGAGCAGACACUCCAUGUUGUUGGCUCUGGCGCUUGUCAGCUGUACAGAGCAGAGCAGACAAUCCAUGUUGUUGGCUCUGGCGCUUGUCUGCUGCACAGAGCAGAGCAGACAAUCCAUGUUGUUGGCUUUGGCGCUUGUCUGCUGUACAGAGCAGAGCAGGCAAUCCAUGUUGUUGGCUCUGGCGCUUGUCUGCUGCACAGAGCAGAGCAGGCAAUCCAUGUUGUUGGCUCUGGCGCUUGUCUGCUGCACAGAGCAGAGCAGACAAUCCAUGUUGUUGGCUCUGGCGCUUGUCUGCUAUACAGAGCAGAGCAGACAAUCCAUGUUGUUGGCUCUGGCGCUUCAGAGCAGACAAUCCAUGUUGUUGGCUCUGGCGCUUGUCUGCUGCACAGAGCAGAGCAGACAAUCCAUGUUGUUGGCUCUGGCGCUUGUCAGCUGCACAGAGCAGAGCAGACACUCCAUGUUGUUGGCUCUGGACGCUUGUCAGCUGUACAGAGCAGAGCAGAUAAUCCAUGUUGUUGGCUCUGGCGCUUGUCUGCUGCACAGAGCAGAGCAGACAAUCCAUGUUGUUGGCUCUGGCGCUUGUCUGCUGCACAGAGCAGAGCAGACAAUCCAUGUUGUUGGCUCUGGCGCUUGUCUGCUGUACAGAGCAGAGCAGGACAAUCCAUGUUGUUGGCUCUGGCGCUUGUCUGCUGUACUAGAGUAGAGCAGACAAUCCAUGUUGUUGGCUCUGGCGCUUGUCUGAUGUACAGAGCAGAGCAGACAAUCCAUGUUGUUGGCUCUGGCGCUUGUCUGCUGCACAGAGCAGAGCAGACAAUCCAUGUUGUUGGCUCUGGCGCUUGUCUGCUGCACAGAGCAGAGCAGACAAUCCAUGUUGUUGGCUCUGGCGCUUGUCUGCUGCACAGAGCAGAGCAGACAAUCCAUGUUGUUGGCUCUGGCGCUUGUCUGCUGCACAGAGCAGAGCAGACAAUCCAUGUUGUUGGCUCUGGCGCUUAUCAGCUGCACAGAGCAGAGCAGACAAUCCAUGUUGUUGGCUCUGGCGCUUGUCUGCUGCACAGAGCAGAGCAGACAAUCCAUGUUGUUGGCUCUGGCGCUUGUCUGCUGCACAGAGCAGAGCAGACAAUCCAUGUUGUUGGCUCUGGCGCUUGUCUGCUGCACAGAGUAGAGCAGACAAUCCAUGUUGUUGGCUCUGGCGCUUGUCUGCUGCAGAGAGCAGAGCAGACAAUCCAUGUCGUUGUCUCUGGCGCUUGUCUGCUGCACAGAGCAGAGCAGACAAUCCAUGUUGUUGGCUCUGGCGCUUGUCUGCUGCACAGAGCAGAGCAGACAAUCCAUGUUGUUGGCUCUGGCGCUUGUCUGCUGCACAGAGCAGAGCAGACAAUCCAUGUUGUUGGCUCUGGCGCUUGUCAGCUGCACAGAGCAGAGCAGACACUCCAUGUUGUUGGCUCUGGCGCUUGUCUGAUGUACAGAGCAGAGCAGACAAUCCAUGUUGUUGGCUCUGGCGCUUGUCUGCUGCACAGAGCAGAGCAGACAAUCCAUGUUGUUGGCUCUGGCGCUUGUCUGCUGCACAGAGCAGAGCAGACAAUCCAUGUUGUUGGCUCUGGCGCUUGUCUGCUGCACAGAGCAGAGCAGACAAUCCAUGUUGUUGGCUCUGGCGCUUGUCUGCUGCACAGAGCAGAGCAGACAAUCCAUGUUGUUGGCUCUGGCGCUUGUCUGCUGCACAGAGCAGAGCAGACAAUCCAUGUUGUUGGCUCUGGCGCUUGUCAGCUGCACAGAGCAGAGCAGACACUCCAUGUUGUUGGCUCUGGCGCUUGUCAGCUGCACAGAGCAGAGCAGACACUCCAUGUUGUUGGCUCUGGCGCUUGUCAGCUGUACAGAGCAGAGCAGAUAAUCCAUGUUGUUGGCUCUGGCGCUUGUCUGCUGCACAGAGCAGAGCAGACAAUCCAUGUUGUUGGCUUUGGCGCUUGUCUGCUGUACAGAGCAGAGCAGACAAUCCAUGUUGUUGGCUCAGGCACUUGUCUGCUGCACAGAGCAGAGCAGGCAAUCCAUGUUGUUGGCUCUGGCGCUUGUCUGCUGCACAGAGCAGAGCAGACAAUCCAUGUUGUUGGCUCUGGCGCUUGUCUGCUGCACAGAGCAGAGCAGACAAUCCAUGUUGUUGGCUCUGGCGCUUGUCUGCUAUACAGAGCAGAGCAGACAAUCCAUGUUGUUGGCUCUGGCGCUUGUCUGCUGUACAGAGAAGAGCAGACAAUCCAUGUUGCUGGCUCUGGCGCUUGUCUGCUGUACAGAGCAGAGCAGACAAUCCAUGUUGUUGGCUCUGGCGCUUGUCUGCUGCACAGAGCAGAGCAGGCAGUCCAUUUUGUUGGCUCUGGCGCUUGUCUGCUGCAAAGAGCAGAGCAGACAAUCCAUGUUGUUGGCUCUGGCGCUUGUCUGCUGCACAGAGCAGAGCAGACAAUCCAUGUUGUUGGCUCUGGCGCUUGUCUGCUGUACAGAGCAGAGCAGACAAUCCAUGUUGUUGGCUCUGGCGCUUGUCUGCUGUAUAGAGCAGAGCAGAUAAUCCAUGUUGUUGGCUCUGGCGCUUGUCUGAUGUACAGAGCAGAGCAGACAAUCCAUGUUGUUGGCUCUGGCGCUUGUCUGCUGCACAGAGCAGAGCAGACAAUCCAUGCUGUUGGCUCUGGCGCUUGUCAGCUGUACAGAGCAGAGCAGACAAUCCAUGUCAUUGGCUCUGGCGCUUGUCAGCUGCAAAGAGCAGAGCAGACAAUCCAUGUCGUUGGCUCUGGCGCUUGUCUGCUGCACAGAGCAGAGCAGACAAUCCAUGUUGUUGGCUCUGGCGCUUGUCUGCUGCACAGAGCAGAGCAGACAAUCCAUGUUGUUGGCUCUGGCGCUUGUCUGCUGCACAGAGCAGAGCAGACAAUCCAUGUUGUUGGCUCUGGCGCUUGCCUGCUGCAAAGAGCAGAGCAGACAAUCCAUGUUGUUGGCUCUGGCGCUUGUCUGCUGCACAGAGCAGAGCACACAAUCCAUGUUGUUGGCUCUGGCGCUUGUCUGCUGCACAGAGCAGAGCAGACAAUCCAUGUUGUUGGCUCUGGCGCUUGUCUGCUGCAUAGAGCAGAGCAGACAAUCCAUGUUGUUGGCUCUGGCGCUUGUCAGCUGCACAGAGCAGUGCAGACAAUCCAUGUUGUUGGCUCUGGCGCUUGUCUGCUGCACAGAGCAGAGCAGACAAUCCAUGUUGUUGGUUCUGGCGCUUGUCUGCUGCACAUAGCAGAGCAGACAAUCCAUGUUGUUGGCUCUGGCGCUUGUCUGCUGCACAGAGCAGAGCAGACAAUCCAUGUUGUUGGCUCUGGCGCUUGUCAGCUGCACAGAGCAGAGCAGACACUCCAUGUUGUUGGCUCUGACGCUUGUCAGCUGUACAGAGCAGAGCAGAUAAUCCAUGUUGUUGGCUCUUGCGCUUGUCUGCUGCACAGAGCAGAGCAGACAAUCCAUGUUGUUGGCUCUGGCGCUUGUCUGCUAUACAGAGCAGAGCAGACAAUCCAUGUUGUUGGCUCUGGCCCUUGUCUGCUGCACAGAGCAGAGCAGGCAAUCCAUGUUGUUGGCUCUGGCGCUUGUCUGCUGCACAGAGCAGAGCAGACAAUCCAUGUUGUUGGCUCUGGCGCUUGUCUGCUGCACAGAGCAGAGCAGACAAUCCAUGUUGUUGGCUCUGGCGCUUGUCUGCUGCACAGAGCAGAGCAGACAAUCCAUGUUGUUGGCUCUGGCGCUUGUCUGCUGCACAGAGCAGAGCAGACAAUCCAUCUCGUUGGCUCUGGCGCUUGUCUGCUGCACAGAGCAGAGCAGACAAUCCAUGUCGUUGGCUCUGGCGCUUGUCUGCUGCACAGAGCAGAGCAGACACUCCAUGUUGUUGGCUCUGGCGCUUGUCAGCUGUACAGAGCAGAGCAGAUAAUCCAUGUUGUUGGCUCUGGCGCUUGUCUGCUGCACAGAGCAGAGCAGACAAUCCAUGUUGUUGGCUCUGGCGCUUGUCUGCUGCACAGAGCAGAGCAGACAAUCCAUGUUGUUGGCUCUGGCGCUUGUCUGCUGCACAGAGCAGAGCAGACAAUCCAUGUUGUUGGCUCUGGCGCUUGUCAGCUGCACAGAGCAGAGCAGACACUCCAUGUUGUUGGCUCUGACGCUUGUCAGCUGUACAGAGCAGAGCAGAUAAUCCAUGUUGUUGGCUCUGGCGCUUGUCUGCUGCACAGAGCAGAGCAGACAAUCCAUGUUGUUGGCUCUGGCGCUUGUCUGCUGCACAGAGCAGAGCAGACAAUCCAUGUUGUUGGCUCUGGCGCUUGUCUGCUGCACAGAGCAGAGCAGACAAUCCAUGUUGUUGGCUCUGGCGCUUGUCUGCUGCACAGAGCAGAGCAGACAAUCCAUGUUGUUGGCUCUGGCACUUGUCUGCUGUACAGAGCAGAGCAGACAAUCCAUGUUGUUGGCUCUGGCGCUUGUCUGCUGUAG